Molecule: messenger RNA, 1051 nt
Organism: Puntigrus tetrazona (Sumatra barb)
Lineage: Eukaryota; Metazoa; Chordata; Actinopteri; Cypriniformes; Cyprinidae
Gene: tex30
Product: testis expressed 30
Exons: 5
Coding region: 75-752 (225 amino acids)
Source: RefSeq, a predicted model, not a curated record
GCUUCACGUGACCUGUCCACGUGGGAGAAACCCGGGCGUUUGAGUUCUUCCACCAAGCAACCAUCAGUUCAUAAAUGGAAUUUUCUGAGGAGAACGUGAGCAUCCCGUUCGAGCAGAAGGAGCUGGACGGUGUGGUGACGGUGCCAGCGGACGUCCGCGCGCGACGCUGCACAGCUGUGGUGUUGACGCACGGCGCGGGGGGGGACAUGCGCGCCAAACAGCUGGAGAGCGUCGCGCGCGCCCUCGCCCGUUCAGGCGCUCUGUGUCUGAGGUUCACCUGCAGGGCGCUGAACUUUACCUACAGGAUCAGAGCUUACAGCGCCGUCGUAGAGUAUUUAAAGACCCAUGAGAGAUAUGCACCAGACAGUCUUUUCUUGGGAGGACGCUCUAUGGGUGCUCGUACCGCUGUCGCUGUGUGUAAACGUAUGUGUGACGUACAGAAGGAUGCAGUCCAAGGGGUUUUGUGUUUGUCCUUCCCGCUGAACGUACCAGGAAAACCACAAUCAUUUGCUGAGCGGAGUCGUGACCUCCAUGCACUGUCCCAGACCUCUGUGCUCUUUGUUUCUGGCACUGCAGACAACAUGUGUCAACAGAAUCUCCUACAAAUUAGUAUGCAUGCCAUGAAAAGCCCUUCUGCUGUUCACUGGGUCAAGGAUGCAGACCAUGGACUCAAAGUACGCGGCAGAACAGAAGAAUCAGUAAUGGAAGAAGUCAAUUCAAAGAUUAUUGCAUGGGUAGAACACCAAAAGUGACAUGCAUUUCUAGAAAUAAAUAAAGGUGGUUAUUACUGUCUGGAUGAAAGAAGAGGGUGAGCUCUGUACAUAGUUACCGUAUGUUAACUGUGUUACAGAUUAUGUAAGAACAAUACAGAUCAUAAUUAUAGUCAGCAUUAUUAUCAUUAAAAUUGUGUUUGAACUGAGUACUAUUUGGGAUAUUUUUACUAAACUAUAAAAAUCAUAUGUGUUGUUAUUCUUAUUGAGAGGACAUUUGCUUGCAAACUGUAUUUUCUUGUAAGCUACAGCUAUAAAAAAUAAACACUCCUGGUAAAUAA